Dama dama (fallow deer) is the source of this 842-nucleotide messenger RNA. RefSeq names its product mitochondrial ribosomal protein L22 (gene MRPL22). Gene Ontology annotation, cellular component: ribosome; mitochondrial large ribosomal subunit. The coding region runs from base 124 to 756 and encodes 210 amino acids. Gene Ontology annotation, biological process: ribosome assembly; translation. Gene Ontology annotation, molecular function: structural constituent of ribosome. The record is from RefSeq and is a predicted model, not a curated record. Lineage: Eukaryota; Metazoa; Chordata; Mammalia; Artiodactyla; Cervidae. The transcript has 7 exons.
GUAUCGCGAUAAGAAGGGGAAAAAAAACAAAAACCCAACAAAACCCAAAUCCGGAGAAUUGCGCAUGCGUUUUGCGCACAGGGCGUUCUGAACUCAAAGGCUUCCGUAGACGGAGGGAGAAAGAUGGCGGCGGUUAUACUGGAACGAUUGGGUACGUUAUGGGUGCAGAAUCUCAGGGGGAAGCUGGCCUUGGGGCUUUUUUCAUCUCACAGCAUUUUACCUCAAUCACAUAUCCACACAACUGCUUCUCUUGAAAUAUCUCGAAAAUGGGAGAAGAAGAAUAAAAUUGUUUAUCCUCCACAACUGCCUGGAGAACCUCGGAGACCAGCUGAAAUAUACCAUUGUCGGAGACAAAUAAAGUACAGCAAAGACAAGAUGUGGUAUUUGGCGAAAUUGAUACGAGGAAUGUCAAUUGACCAGGCUCUGGCUCAGUUGGAAUUCAGUGACAAAAAAGGAGCCCAGAUAAUUAAAGAGGUUCUCUUAGAAGCACAAGAUAUGGCAGUAAGAGACCACAAUGUGGAAUUCAGAUCCAAUUUAUAUAUAGCUGAGUCCACCUCAGGGCGAGGCCAAUACCUGAAACGCAUCCGAUACCACGGCAGAGGUCGCUUUGGAAUCAUGGAGAAGGUUUUUUGCCAUUAUUUUGUGAAGUUGGUGGAAGGCCCUCCACCUCCACCUGAGGCACCAAAGACAGCAGUAACCCACGCCAAAGAGUAUAUCCAGGAGCUUCGCAACCGGACCAUCAUUCAUGCUCUAUGAUGGGACUAUUCAGACUCCAUAGUGUAUAUAUUUUAUCAUUUGUUUCUUAAAACCAACAAAAAUUAAAGACAAAUGCUUUUUAUGAA